Molecule: messenger RNA, 3152 nt
Organism: Lemur catta (Ring-tailed lemur)
Lineage: Eukaryota; Metazoa; Chordata; Mammalia; Primates; Lemuridae
Gene: SPIDR
Product: scaffold protein involved in DNA repair
Exons: 21
Coding region: 56-3052 (998 amino acids)
Biological process (GO): double-strand break repair via homologous recombination; regulation of establishment of protein localization to chromosome
Cellular component (GO): nuclear chromosome; nucleoplasm
Source: RefSeq, a predicted model, not a curated record
GGGCACGGCGGCGGCGUGCCGGGCGAGGGGCGGCGUGCCGGGCGAGUGCCGAGCGAUGGCCAGCGGUGGCGGCGCUCGCGGCUCCAAGAGAAAAAGGAAUUGGGAUAUAGAGCACUCCUCCUUUCCAGGAGAGAGGCCACUGCAGGUCAGAAGAGCAGGUCCCAGGACAGCAGGGGCAGCUGCCUCCCUCUCUGAAGCGUGGCUCAGGUGUGGAGAAGGAUUUCAGGACAUUUCUGGGACUCUGUCAUUAACAGCUGAAAAGAAGACUGUUACAGAAAAGCAUCUUGAAUUAUCCCCUACACCCAAGAAAGAAACUACCACAUCUAAGAGUACCAGUGGGCUUACAGAUAUAACAUGGAGUUCCAGUGGAAGUGAUUUGUCAGAUGAGGAUAAGACACUUUCUGAAUCACAGAGAGAGAAUGAACAUAGCCCUGGAAUAGACAGGUUUUGUAACAGGAAUAUUUUAUGUCCAGAAGAUGGGGCCAGUGAAGAUGAAUUACAGUUUAUCGACUGGGAGAUUGACAGUGACAGAGAAGAUGCUAGUGACUGUAAUGAGUGUGAAGAUGGUGAGGGUGCUGUGGACAUCUCAGACUGCGCUUCUUGCGCAAGUAGUCAUUCUUUGACAAGUGAUGAGAGGCUGUCUGAGCUUCCCAAGCCAAGUUCUACAGAAAUUUUGGAAUAUUCAUCAGAUAGUGAAAAAGAAGAUGACUCAGAGAAUAUCCUAUUCAUUGAUUCAGAAUCCCCUCAUAAACACCACACAGAGUUUGGAUCAGAUGCAAGACAGGGUGUAGAGAGACUGACAGACCCAAGGGCAGAAUCGACAGAGAUCAUCUUGUGUACUCCCCAGAAAUGGACAGCUACGUUUCCCAAGACUCCAGAAAAUUCAGCAAAGAAGAAGAAGCUUUUAAGAGGCGGGCUAGCAGAAAGACUGAAUGGACUGCAGAAUCGAGAGAGAUCUGCCAUUUCUUUGUGGAGACAUCAAUGUGUUUCUUACCAAAAGACACUUUCAGGUAGGAAAUCUGGUGUAUUAACUGUGAGAAUUCUAGAGCUACAUGAGGAAUGCACCAUGCAUGUUGCCCUGUGUGAGCAAUUGGCAGGGUCGUCAGCCGCUGGCCCUUCCCGAAGUAUAGGCCCCAGGCCUGGAGCCCACCUGAAAGUUCUCUUCACCAAGGAGACUGCAGGCUACCUCAGGGGGCGUCCCCAGGACAUUGUCUACAUCUUUCCUCCCUGGCAAAAACUUACUCUCCCAGAUGGAAGUUGCUCUGUUAUUCUGAAUACUUACUUUUGUCAGAAAAUCGUUGCCAGAGAAGAUGCAGAAACAACUCAUCGAGUAUGCAGUCGGGACGCACUCCUUCCAGGAAGAAGCAUCACUUUGGCCCACAUGUUUAGAAUUAAGAGUCUAACAAAUAAGUCACCUGAAAUCCAGGUUGUGUGCGGCCGUGUGGCCGCCACAGGGACAGGCUGGACCCACAGGUGCGAAGAAGCAAAAGGACACGUCGCUGCCCUAAGGGACGCCCUCCUGGACGUGGUGGAGAGCCCGGGAGCCGGCGUCCGCGUGCUGGUGCAGAGGACGUACUCCCUUCCCGGCCGGGACGGCGCCCCGACCCCGCUGGGGGCGCCCGGAGUCCGAAUCUGUCUUCUGGUGCAAGACGCCUGUGGAAUGUUUGGUGAAGUGCACUUGGAGGCCGCCAUCUUGAAGGGAAGACAGUUGGAAGGGAAGUCCUGCAGCCUGGUGGGCAUGAAGGUACUACAGAAGGCCACCAGAGGAAGGGCAGCGGGGCUUUUCAGUUUGAUCGACUCCCUGUGGCCCCCAGUGAUGCCGCUCAAAGCACCUGGCCACAGCCAGCCCUGCGAAGAGAUAAAAACUCAUCUGCCUCUUCCUGCCUUCUGUUACAUCCUCACGGCCCAUCCAGCUCUGGGACAAAUCGAUAUCCUUGAAGGAGACCCCAUUUCAAAGCUCUACCGGCCUCCAGCUACCCGCUGCUUAAGAGAAAUUCUCCAGACUGGUGACCUCGGUACCCGCUGCAGUUUCUGUGCCAGGGUGAUUUAUCAAAGACCACAGCCAAAGAGUCUACUGCUUCUGGAGCAAAGGGAGGUCUGGCUGCUGGUGACUGACACCAGCCUGCAAGCGGGGCAUGGGAGUGACCCAGCGCUCCCCAAAACCCUGCCGGUCUGUGUGUCCCCCGCCUGUGUGCUGGGCCCGGAAGUCCUGGAAGCGUUCACCGUGGCUGCUCCUCACACCAUCCUCUUCAGGGACGCUGUCCGAGACCAGGGUCGAGUUGUUUGUGUUGAGCGGACUGUCCUCCUACUUCAAAAGCCACUUUUGUGUGUGGCCUCUGGCGCUUGCCCCUGCGAGCUGCCUGGCCCGGUGACGCUGGACCGGCUGGACCCCACCACACCCGUCGGCGCCAUCUGCAGUGUACAAGGCACCGUGGUCGGUGUGGAUGAGAGCUCCGCUUUCUCGUGGCCUGCGUGUGACCAGUGUGGCAGCGGGAGAUUGCAACGGAGGCCAGAAGCCAGAGGCGCCUUUUCCUGCGGGGACUGUUCCCGGGUGGUCACGUCUCCUGUUCUCAAGAGACACCUGCAGGUCUUCCUGGACUGCCCCUCGAGACCCCGGUGCAGAGUGAAGGUCAAGCUGCUGCAGCGCAGCAUCUCCUGCCUGCUGAGCUUUGCCGCCUGCGAGGACGGGUGGGCCCCCAUGGCCAGAUUCCAGCCAGAAUUUAUGAAAACUCGAUCCGUGCUGUGGAGGCUCCUCCACCCACCCCUGCCUGCCCUUGUCUCCCCCUGCACCUCGGGGACUGCAGUUGACCCUCUUUCGUCUGAACCAUGGCUGGCAGCGUUGGAAUUAAACUGGAAUGUAGCUAAACCCACGAGCAGGAUCUCUGAGAAUCACCAGUCUGAGCCCAAGAGUUAUGAAGUGAAGAGUGUCCUCGGAAAGGAGGUGGGGCUGCUAAAUUGUUUUGUGGAGUCUGUAACCACCCACCCGAGGAGCUGUGUUGGAUUGGAGGAGAUCAAGCUGCUGAGUGCAGGGCGGCCGCCCUGGGACCUGUGACCUUGCCGAGUGGCCGCGAGGGGGGGGGCAGUUAUUUGUUAACUAUGGACAGAGUGAAUGUAGGUUAUGAUCUUGGAAUGAAACUUACCGAGAUUUUUCU